This is a messenger RNA of Chrysochloris asiatica (Cape golden mole), 1221 nucleotides long. It is a transcript of the gene ZAR1, whose product is annotated as zygote arrest 1. The record is from RefSeq and is a predicted model, not a curated record. Gene Ontology annotation, biological process: translation. Gene Ontology annotation, cellular component: cytoplasm. The transcript has 4 exons. NCBI's taxonomy places the organism in Eukaryota, Metazoa, Chordata, Mammalia, Afrosoricida, Chrysochloridae. The coding region runs from base 1 to 1221 and encodes 406 amino acids. Gene Ontology annotation, molecular function: mRNA base-pairing post-transcriptional repressor activity.
AUGGCUGCCCCAGGGGACGAAGUGCUGGACGGCUACGUGUAUCCUGCAUGCGCCCCCUACUCGUACUCCUACCCCUACCCGCCGGGCGCCAAGGGCAAGGCCCCGGCGGGAGGAGGCGGCUGGCGCCACCGUAGCAGGGGCUACCUUCCCGCCUCCUCGUCUUCCUCCUCCUCUUCCGCGAGGGUGGCCUCGGCGGCUUUCCCCGGCUACGGGCAGCUGAUGGCCGCCGAAUACUUCGACAACUACCAGCGGGCACAGCUCAUGGCCCUCCUGUCCCAGGUGAGCCCGGGUUUCGUUCCGCGGCCCCGCAGAGCCAGCAGCCGAGACGUGGGUGUGCAAGUGAACCCGCGCCGCGACGCCUCGGUGCAGUGCUCGCUGGGGCGGCGCACGCUGCUGCGUCGGACCCGCGAUCCCGGCCCCUCGGCCUCUCCACAAGCUUCCCACCGGGGCCCGGAGGUAGGUAGCCCGUCGAGCGUCGCCCCGCGGCCCGUGCGCUUCCCGCGCACGGUUGCCGUGUAUUCCCCCGUGGUCUCUCGCCGCCUCACCACCUUCCUGGAGGGGGCCGAGGCUGCGGCGGCGGGAGCCGGCCAACCGAAGGCCGGGGCGCUAGAGGGAGAGCAGGGGCUGUCCUCGCGGUUCGAAAGCUCAGAGCAGGCCGGGACGUCGGCGAGGAAGGCGCUCCUCUGGCCACAGUCCGAGAAGGACGACGAUGAGGCACAGGCCGCGGUGCAGGCGAGCUGGGAGCAGCCUGCCGACGGCGCCGGAGCGCCGGCUCGAGAGGACCGGGGAGGCGACGCGGCCCAGAGCAGCCCCGAGCAGCCCAGGAGGGCCGAGGACACAACCGUCGCGAAAGACAGGUCGUCGCCGCCGCCGAGCCCCGAGGCGCGCAGGGAGCGCCUGCGCUUCCAGUUCUUAGAGCAGAAGUAUGGCUAUUACCAUUGCAAGGACUGCAACAUCCGAUGGGAAAGUGCGUAUGUGUGGUGUGUACAGGGCACGAACAAGGUUUACUUCAAGCAGUUUUGCAGAAGUUGUCAGAAGUCUUAUAACCCUUACAGAGUGGAAGAUAUCACCUGCCAAAGUUGUAACCAGACUCGAUGUUCCUGCCCAGUAAAACUUCGGCACGUUGACCCUAAAAGGCCCCAUCGACAAGAUUUGUGUGGGAGAUGCAAAGGCAAACGCCUCUCCUGUGAUAGCACUUUCAGCUUCAAAUAUAUCAUUUAA